GCCGUUCACACCAUUUAAGAAAAGCGUGCUGCAGUGCGCAGUCAUACCUCGAAGAAGAUACUUGAUUACUCGGGAAUCUAUCGAAAUGAUUCGUUUGUGGUUAUCAUUGGUAAUAGUCACGUUGCUAUUAAACGAGUCUAGUGCAAACGAUCCACAAAAAGAGGUUCGAUCUUUUAGCAUCGACUAUGACCGGAACACAUUCGUUAUGGAUGGGAAAGAUUUUCGGUACGUGGCUGGAUCUUUCCACUACUUUCGCGCUUUGCCACAAACUUGGCGAACUAAGCUGAGGACGAUGCGUGCGGGUGGUUUGAAUGCGGUCGAUCUGUACGUCCAAUGGUCAUUACAUAAUCCGAAAGAAAAUGUAUACAACUGGGACGGAAUUGCCAGCAUCAAGGACGUCAUUGAAGCCGCCAUCGAGGAGGAUCUGUAUGUCAUCCUACGACCCGGACCAUACAUCUGCGCUGAGAUCGAUAACGGAGGACUACCAUAUUGGCUGUUCACCAAAUAUCCAGGCAUCCAAGUACGCACAAGUGAUACGAACUUUACGCGCGAGGUUGGUAUUUGGUACGAGCAGCUAUUGUCCCAGCUUAAACCCUACAUGUACGGAAAAGGUGGUCCCAUCAUCAUGGUACAAAUUGAAAAUGAGUAUGGUGCUUUCGGAAAAUGCGACAAAACGUAUCUAAACUAUCUCAAAGCCGAAACUGAGAAGUAUACCGAAGGCGAUGCAAUCCUCUUCACCGUUGAUAGACCAUAUGAUAACGAACUUGAGUGUGGACAAAUUGAAGGCGUUUUCGUGACUACUGAUUUCGGUUUGAUGACAGAUGAAGAAGUCGACACACAUGCGUCUAAGCUGCGCUCUGUUCAGCCCAAUGGACCUCUCGUCAACACGGAGUUCUACACUGGUUGGUUAACUCACUGGCAAGAGCCCAACCAACGACGACCUGCUGGACCGCUAGCCAACACCUUACGUAAGAUGCUCCGCGAUGGUUGGAAUGUUGACUUUUACAUGUACUUUGGUGGCACCAAUUUUGGAUUUUGGGCUGGAGCUAAUGACUGGGGUCUAGGUAAAUAUAUGGCCGACAUCACUUCAUAUGAUUAUGAUGCACCAAUGGAUGAAGCUGGAGAUCCUUCCAUGAAGUAUACGGUUUUCAGAGAUAUUAUUGGUGAAUAUAUUCCUCUUCCAGCAAUGGAGGUGCCUGAUAAAGCUCCAAAAAUGACAAAUGAUCCCUUGGUUCUGACAAGUGUUGAUAAUAUUCUGUCUAGUUGCUCUAGAGCUGAAUUAGGAUCUGAUCAAAAACAGUCCAGUCGUCUGUUGACAUUUGAGGAACUUGGACAAAAUUCAGGAUUCGUAUUGUAUGAGACCACUUUGCCAGCAUUUACGCGCGAUCCUAGCCAACUGACAAUCAACGGUCUACGAGAUCGGGCUCAAAUCUAUGUAGAUCAAUUCUACAUAGGAACUCUAGCAAGAGAAAACGCCAUCAACAGUCUUCCCAUUUCCGCCGGAUGGGGCAGCAAACUAUCAAUUUUGGUUGAAAAUCAAGGCCGAAUAAACUUCAAUAUUUUGGAUGAUUACAAAGGCAUUCUUGGCAACGUAACCAUUCAAAUAUAUGAUGAGCCAUACGUUCAGGAGCUGUCUGAUUGGACCAUAACUGGUUACCCGUUCGAAAGUUAUGAUCAGUUGAAGCGACUCACUGAAACAGUUAGCGGUGGACAAGGUGUCAACAAUCGUGGAAUGGCUAUUCAUGGACCAGUUAUCUUCAAAGGAACGUUGACGAUCGCUACAGAUAACAUCUAUGACACCUACAUCGAUAUGAGCGGAUGGGGCAAAGGUUUUAUCCUGGUUAAUGGAUUCAAUUUGGGUCGCUACUGGCCUGUGGUUGGUCCCCAGGUUACGCUGUACCUACCAAAAGAGUUGCUCCAUAAGGGUGACAAUGAAAUAUUAUUGGUAGAACUACAGAAAGCACCCACAGACGGUAUGAUCCGAUUUUCUGAUGCUGCUAUUUUAGACGAAGCUUAGAUUGAUAUUAAAUUUAAAUUUUAAUAUUUAAACUUUAAUUUUGUCGAGCCAAUUAAAAAAACUAUAUAUGUAAAAUG
Messenger RNA from Uranotaenia lowii, 2094 nucleotides. RefSeq names its product beta-galactosidase-like. Gene Ontology annotation, cellular component: vacuole. The record is from RefSeq and is a predicted model, not a curated record. Gene Ontology annotation, biological process: carbohydrate metabolic process. NCBI's taxonomy places the organism in Eukaryota, Metazoa, Arthropoda, Insecta, Diptera, Culicidae. The transcript is spliced from 6 exons. Gene Ontology annotation, molecular function: beta-galactosidase activity. Bases 86 to 2017 code for a protein of 643 amino acids.